CUACUGAACUAAAGAGCACUGACUGAGACGCACCCAGAGAUUCAGUUCAUUUUUCUUUCUGUUCAUAUCAUCUUAAUCAGGACAGAGUGUCCAAACACAGAGAAACUCCCGCUGAAGCGACUGAGAGCCUCGUCACACACUUAUAAAGAUGGCGUUUAUUAAAGAGGAGACUGAAGACUUCAGGAUUGAAGAAGUGUUCAGUCUGAAACAAGAAGACACUGAGGAACAAACAGACCUAAUAGCAAUGAAAGAGAAAGAAGUACUGAAUGAAAUUGAAGAGAAAGAUCAAUAUGGGAAUCUUCAUGAUUUCACAACUGGAGAAAAAUCUUUUAGACGUUCGCAGACUGAAAAGACUUCCACACGAAAAAAAGCUCAAAGAAGUUAUUUCACUUGCUUUCAGUUUGGAAAGAGUUUCAAUCAACAAGGAAACCUUAAAGUCCACACUGGAGAGAAGCCUAUCACCUGCCAACGGUGUGGAAAAUGUUUUGCUAAACAUGGAAACCUUAAAGUUCACAUGAGGAUUCACACUGGAGAGAACCCUUUUACCUGCCAACAGUGUGGAAAAAGUUUUACUCAACAUGGAAACCUUAAAGUUCACAUGAGGAUUCACACUGGAGAGAACCCUUUCACCUGCCAACUCUGUGGAAAAAGUUUCACUCGUAAAGAAAGUAUUGACAGGCACAUGAGAAUUCACACUGGAGAGAGGCCUUACACAUGCCAACAGUGUGGAAAGAGUUUCAGUCAACUUGGAAAUCUUAAAGCCCACGUGAAAAUUCACACUGGUGAGAGCUUUUUUACCUGCCAACAGUGUGGAAAAAGUUUCAAUCAAAAAGAAAUCCUUAAAAGGCACAUGAGAAUUCACACCGGAGAAAAGCCUUACACAUGCUCUCAAUGUGGAAAAAGUUUCCAUCAACAUGGAAACCUUAAAGCGCACAUAAAAAUUCACACUGGGGAGAGUCCUUUUAUCUGCCAACAGUGUGGACAAAGUUUCAAGCAUAAAGUAAGCCUUAACAAGCACGUGAGAAUUCACACCGGAGAAAAGCCUUACACAUGUCAGCAGUGUGGCGAGAGUUUUGCUCGGCGUGUAAACCUUAAGGUCCACAUGAGAGUCCACACUAAAGAGAACCCUUACACAUGCCUUCAGUGUGGUGAGAGUUUUGCUCAACUUGGAAACCUUAAAGUCCACAUGAGAGUCCACAAUGGAGAGAACCCUUACACAUGCCAACAGUGUGGAAAGAGUUUUGCUCAGCGUGUAAACCUUAAAGCCCACAUGACAAUACACAAUGGAGAGAGUCCCUUCACCUGCCAACAAUGUGGAAAAAGUUUCGCUCAUAAAGGAAGCUUUAACGUCCACAUGAGAAUUCACUCUGGGGAGAAGCCCUACACCUGCCAACAGUGUGGAAAGAGUUUCUCUAAAAAAGGAAGUCUUAACUGGCACAUGACUGUUCACACUGGACAAAAGCAUUACACCUGCCCUGAGUGUGGAAAGAGUUUUGCUCAUCAUGGAAACCUUAAAGUCCACAUGGUAAUUCACACUGGAGAGAGCCCUUUCACCUGCCAACAGUGUGGAAAAUGUUUCACUCGCAAAGAAAGUAUUGACAGGCACAUGAGAGUUCACACUGGAGAGAAGCCUUACACAUGCCAACAGUGUGGAAAGAGUUUCAGUCAACAUGGAAACUUUAGAGUCCACAUGAGAAUUCACACUAAAUAG
Sinocyclocheilus rhinocerous is the source of this 1711-nucleotide messenger RNA. Its product is annotated as gastrula zinc finger protein XlCGF57.1-like. Gene Ontology annotation, biological process: regulation of transcription by RNA polymerase II. The record is from RefSeq and is a predicted model, not a curated record. The transcript is spliced from 2 exons. NCBI's taxonomy places the organism in Eukaryota, Metazoa, Chordata, Actinopteri, Cypriniformes, Cyprinidae. Gene Ontology annotation, molecular function: DNA-binding transcription factor activity, RNA polymerase II-specific; RNA polymerase II cis-regulatory region sequence-specific DNA binding. Bases 149 to 1711 code for a protein of 520 amino acids.